AUGAUUGGCGACCACCCACGAUUCGACACCCGCUGUAUGACUGUGUAUGACGCAUCCUCAUUCACAGUGCCUCGGCGUUUAACCGUGGCGAAAGUUCUCGUGUUGGUUAUAUACGAAAAUAUUGAUCAUUACAAAUCUGUUUCCAUACCUACCUACCUACCUACCUACCUACCUACCUACCUAUCAAUCUCUCUCUCUCUCUCUCUCUCUCUCUCUCUCUCUAUCUAUCUAUCUAUCUAUCUAUCUAACCAGCUCACAAUAUACCUACCUACAUACCUGGUUUAUUCAGAUCUAUCUACCUACUUCGUCAAUUCAUAUCUAUCUAUCUAUCUAUCUAUCUAUCUAUCUCAGUAUUUUCCUAGUCUGACUGACGAAUCUAUCCAGCGCUCUUCUAAUAUCGAUAUACAAUUUCUUCCACUCAAAUUGUCCGCCAUGUUAUUUCUCGAUCACCGAUCAGCGUCUGGCCUUCCAUAUUGGUGCCAGACCUUGACACGCGAAUAUAUAAUUGCUGUGUCCCAUCAUGACUGGAAAUCCUGUAUAUACCUAUUUAUCUAUAUGUUUCACUUUAUUCAUAUCUAUCUAUCUAUCUAUCUAUCUAUCUAUCUAUCUACAAUUAUAUUCUAUUGUUCGCUAUCUAUCUAUCUAUCUAUCUAUCUAUCUACAAUUAUUUUCUGUAAUUCUAUCUAUCUAUCUAUCUAUCUAUCUAUCUAUCUAUCUACAAUUAUUUUUUGUAAUUUUAGCUAUCUGUGCAUCUCUCUACAAUUAUUCUGGUAUUGUUAUCUAUCUAUCUAUCUACAAUUAUUUACUGUAAUUGUUAGCUAUCUAUCUAUCUAUCUAUCUAUCUAUCUAUCUAUCUAUCUACAAUUAUUUUCUUGUUCAUUAUCUAUCUAUCUGUCUGUCUGUUCCUUAUCAAUCCGUCUAUCUGUUCAUUAUCUAUCUAUCUAUCUAUCUAUCUCUGUUGUUCAGUCUGUGUUAUUCAGUCUUUUCCCAUCUAUCUAUCUAUCUAUCUAUCUAUCUAUCUAUCUAUCUAUUUCUGUUGUUCAGUCUGUGUUAUUCAGUCUUUUCCAAUCUAUCUAUCUAUCUAUCUAUCUAUCUAUCUAUCUCUGUUGUUCAGUCUGUGUUAUUCAGUCUUUUCCCAUCUAUCUAUCUAUCUAUCUAUCUAUCUAUCUAUCUCUGUUGUUCAGUCUGUGUUAUUCAGUCUUUUCCCAUCUAUCUAUCUAUCUAUCUAUCUAUCUAUCUAUCUAUCUAUCUAUCUAUUUCUGUUGUUCAGUCUGUGUUAUUCAGUCUUUUCCCAUCUAUCUAUCUAUCUAUCUAUCUAUCUAUCUAUCUAUCUAUCUAUCCAUCGCCGUUGUUCAGUCUGUGUUAUUCAGUCUUUUCCUAUCUAUCUAUCUAUCUAUCUAUCUAUCUAUCUAUCUAUCUAUCUAUCUAUCUAUCCAUCGCCGUUGUUCAGUCUGUGUUAUUCAGUCUUUUCCCAUCUAUCUAUCUAUCUAUCUAUCUAUCUAUCUAUCUAUCUAUCUAUCUAUCCAUCGCCGUUGUUCAGUCUGUGUUAUUCAGUCUUUUCCCAUCUAUCUAUCUAUCUAUCUAUCUAUCUAUCUAUCUCUGUUGUUCAGUCUGUGUUAUUCAGUCUUUUCCCAUCUAUCUAUCUAUCUAUCUAUCUAUCUAUCUAUCUCUGUUGUUCAGUCUGUGUUAUUCAGUCUUUUCCCAUCUAUCUAUCUAUCUAUCUAUCUAUCUAUCUAUCUAUCUAUCUCUGUUGUUCAGUCUGUGUUAUUCAGUCUUUUCCCAUCUAUCUAUCUAUCUAUCUAUCUAUCUAUCUAUCUAUUUCUGUUGUUCAGUCUGUGUUAUUCAGUCUUUUCCCAUCUAUCUAUCUAUCUAUCUAUCUAUCUAUCUAUCUAUCUAUCUAUCUAUCUAUCUAUCUCUGUUGUUCAGUCUGUGUUAUUCAGUCUUUUCCCAUCUAUCUAUCUAUCUAUCUAUCUAUCUCUGUUGUUCAGUCUGUGUUAUUCAGUCUUUUCCCAUCUAUCUAUCUAUCUAUCUAUCUAUCUAUCUAUCUAUCUAUCUCUGUUGUUCAGUCUGUGUUAUUCAGUCUUUUCCCAUCUAUCUAUCUAUCUAUCUAUCUAUCUAUCUCUGUUGUUCAGUCUGUGUUAUUCAGUCUUUUCCCAUCUAUCUAUCUAUCUAUCUAUCUAUCUAUCUAUCUAUCUAUCUAUCUAUCUAUCUAUGUUGUUCAGUCUGUGUUAUUCAGUCUUUUCCCAUCUAUCUAUCUAUCUAUCUAUCUAUCUAUCUAUCUAUCUAUCUAUCUAUCUAUCUUUGUUAUUUAGUCUGUUCCUAUCGAUCUAUCUAUCUAUCUAUCUUUCUAUGUACGUCAAUCUUUUCAUUAUCUAUCUUACUCUCUGUGUCUGUCGAUAUUUUCCCAGCUAUCUCUCUAUUGCAGUGUUACUAACUACUUCAGUCUUUUCAUGUCUAUCUAUUUAUCUACGUACGUCAAUCUUUUCCUUAUCUACCUAUCUAUCUAUUCAUCUAUGUCUGUCGAUAUUUCCAUAUCUAUUUAUCUCAGUGUUACUAUCUAUCUACGGCUAUCUUUUCCAAUCUAUCUAUCUAAGUUAUCUUUUCAUAUCUAUCUAUCUAUCUAUCUAUCUAUCUAUCUAUCUAUUUAUCUAUCUAUCUAUCUAUCUAUCUAUCUAUCUAUCUAUCUAUCUAUCUGUGUUACUAUAUAUCUAUCUACGUCAAUCUUUUCAUAUCUAUCUAUCUCAGUGUUACUAUCUAUCUAUCUAUCUAUCUAUCUAUCUAUCUAUCUGUCCAACACUCUCCAUUUUCUCGAUAUCAAACUGA
Molecule: messenger RNA, 2823 nt
Organism: Acanthosepion pharaonis
Lineage: Eukaryota; Metazoa; Mollusca; Cephalopoda; Sepiida; Sepiidae
Source: the annotation of a GenBank genome assembly